CACACACACAUAUACGUACUGUGUAUAUAAGAUUUCCUAGCUAAUACGUACUACGUAGUAUACUUUUAUACCUUAAUCAAUGAUUGGGUGGGAAAAUGUAUACAAUGUGGUCGUGGCGGUGAUGCCACUCUACGUGGCUCUGUUUCUUGGCUACGCCUCCGUGAAAUGGUGGCGCAUUUUUACGGCGGAGCAGUACGACGCCGUCAACCGCUUCGUCAGCUACUUCACCCUUCCCCUCUUCACCUUCGAGUUCACCGUCCAUGUCGACCCAUUCGCGAUGAACGGCAAGUUCGCCGCCGCUGACGCCGUCUCCAAGGCCAUCAUCUUCGCCGUUCUGGCGGCGUGGGCCCGGUGCAGCAGCAGCGGGACCCUCGGCCGCUUCAUCACCGCCUUUUCUCUCUCCACCCUAAACAACGGUCUCGUCAUAGGCGUGCCGCUGGUCAAAGCCAUGUACGGCCCGGCGGCGGUCGACCUGAUCGUCCAGUCGUCGGUUAUCCAGAGCGUUGUUUGGAUCACUCUGCUUCUGUUCGUCUUGGAGCUGUGGCGAACGAAGAAUGACCUUAACUCAGUUACGGCGUCCGUGGAUGGCGCCGUCGGAGAUUUGGAGGGAAAUGGGAAGAAGGCGGCGGCGGUGGCGGAGCGGCCUUCGUUAUGGCGGGUGAUGAGUGAUGUUUGCUUCAAAGUGGCUACUAAUCCUAACACGUAUGGAUGUGUUGGUGGGAUACUUUGGGCAUUUGUCUCUAAUAGGUGGCACAUCGGAAUGCCAAGCCUAAUUGAAGGUUCGGUACUUGUUCUGUCGAGGGCACACACUGGCGCUACCAUGUUUAGUAUGGGCUUAUUCAUGGCAUUGCAACAUAAAGUGAUAGCAUGCGGUGGGCGUUUGACGAUACUUGGGAUGGCGUUGAAGUUCAUAGCGGGCCCCGCUGCCAUGGCCCUAGCUUCUAUUGCGGUUGGCCUCCGCGGGAAUGCGUUGCGGGUUGCCAUAAUCCAGGCGACGUUACCACAAUCCAUCACCUCCUUCAUAUUUGCGGUACAAUAUGGGCUCCAUGCAAAUGUCCUUAGCACGGCAGUUAUUGUGGGGAUGAUCGUGUCGCUGCCGGUAUUAGUGAGCUAUUAUGCAGUAUUGGAGCUUUUGCCUAAUUAAUUUCAUCAUAUGAAAACAAAGUUCUUGAAAAUGCAUUUAAUCCCUAUAUUUUUGUCAUUGAUUUCAUUUUAGAUCCUCCUUUCAAAUUUGUUAGUUGUGGGUUUUUAGAGUAUUACAUGGAGCCUGUUUGGUAAUUCUGUUUUUCAAUUUAUCAGGCUUAUCAGUCAACUUUUUAACUAAACACGUAACUUUUGAUUUCGCGCUGAAUUGUGUAAUAUUAAGAAAAAGUAAGGUUAGGGUUACUUUGGUGACUGUAUUGGCUAAAGUUACUAAAACUGAUCAUUUUAGCUGUUUUUCAUAUAAUUUUUGCUUUAUUUUAUUAAUAAAAUAUAUUUAAAUAUAAUUUUUUCAUAAAUCAACACAAUCAAUCAAUACAGCUAUUUCAGCCAGAACUUCAUAAAUUUCAGCAGAGUCAGACGAUUCAACCGAUUUCAGUGUUACCAAAUGGGCUUGUAAUCUUAUAAUCAUUUCAAUGGUGUACGUAUGCAAUUUUCUGAUAUUGGUAAUUUAUUUCAUAAUUUAUUUAAAUUUCACCUAUAAUAUUGUAAUCCCCCACCCCCUGAAAUGUUGUGAAAUCUUUUGGAAAAAAAUACCUUUUUAUUGCACAAAAUUCAAUUAAUGAACAUUCUUUGUAUCUAAUAUUUUAU
Molecule: messenger RNA, 1791 nt
Organism: Cuscuta europaea
Lineage: Eukaryota; Viridiplantae; Streptophyta; Magnoliopsida; Solanales; Convolvulaceae
Source: the annotation of a GenBank genome assembly